Pogoniulus pusillus (Red-fronted tinkerbird) is the source of this 3272-nucleotide messenger RNA. It is a transcript of the gene SEMA3F, whose product is annotated as semaphorin 3F. Bases 171 to 2516 code for a protein of 781 amino acids. Gene Ontology annotation, cellular component: plasma membrane. Gene Ontology annotation, molecular function: chemorepellent activity; semaphorin receptor binding. The record is from RefSeq and is a predicted model, not a curated record. Lineage: Eukaryota; Metazoa; Chordata; Aves; Piciformes; Lybiidae. Gene Ontology annotation, biological process: semaphorin-plexin signaling pathway; positive regulation of cell migration; negative regulation of axon extension involved in axon guidance. The transcript is spliced from 19 exons.
GGCGGCAGUCGCGGCCGCGAGAUGGCGGGGGGCCGCGGGUGCCCGGCGCGGCGCUGAGCCCCGCGCUCAGCCCCCGCCACCCUCCACGCAGCACCUACCGCCGGGACCCCUGCAGAGGCUCAGCUGCCCCUGGACUCCCCUCGACCUUGGCACUCAGGUGUGUGCCCACCAUGCCCGUGGUCAGCGUCAUCCUCUGGGUCACCCUGCUGACUCUGGGCUGGCGGUCCACCAAUGCCAAGGACCACGGCUUCGCCACCCCAAGGGUCCAGCUCUCUUUCAAAGAGCUGAAGGCGACGGGCACAGCGCACUUCUUCAACUUCCUGCUCAACUCCAGCGACUACCGCAUCCUGCUGAAGGACGAGGACCAUGACCGCAUGUACGUGGGCAGCAAGGACUACAUCCUCUCCCUGGACCUGCACGACAUCAAUCGCGAGCCCCUCAUCAUCCAUUGGCCUGCAUCCCAGCAGAGGAUCGACGAGUGCAUCCUGUCAGGCAAGAACAGCAAUGGGGAGUGUGGCAACUUCAUCCGCCUGAUCCAGCCCUGGAACCGGACCCACCUCUAUGUGUGCGGCACUGGCGCCUACAACCCCAUCUGCACCUUUGUCAACCGUGGGCGCAAAGCCCAGGGGUUCUCGCCGAGCCAGCCGGGAGGCCAGGAAAGCAGAUCCACCGACAGCCCCCUCAGCCCGAGACCAGCACAGAGCAAGGAUUAUAUCUUCUACCUGGAGCCAGACAAGCUGGAGUCAGGCAAGGGGAAGUGUUCCUAUGACCCCAAAGUAGACACCGUCUCUGCAUUGAUAAAUGAAGAGCUCUAUGCUGGUGUCUACAUUGACUUCAUGGGAACAGAUGCAGCCAUCUUCCGCACCAUGGGCAAGCAGACAGCCAUGAGGACAGACCAAUACAACUCACGCUGGCUCAACGACCCAGCCUUCGUCCGUGCCCAGCUCAUCCCUGACAGCAGCGAGAGGAACGACGACAAGCUCUACUUCUUCUUCCGAGAGAAGUCAGCCGAUGCCCCGCUGAGCCCUGGCAUCUAUUCCCGCAUUGGGCGCAUCUGCCUGAACGAUGACGGUGGCCACUGCUGCCUCGUGAACAAGUGGAGCACCUUCCUGAAGGCCAGACUUGUCUGCUCCGUGCCAGGGCCAGAUGGCAUUGAAACACAUUUUGAUGAGCUCCAGGAUGUCUUCAUCCAGCAGACUCAGGACACCAAGAACCCUGUGAUCUAUGCUGUCUUCUCUGCUUCGGGGUCGGUCUUCAAGGGCUCUGCUGUAUGUGUCUACUCCAUGGCCGACAUCCGCAUGGUCUUCAAUGGGCCCUUCGCACACAAGGAAGGACCCAACUACCAGUGGAUGCCCUACACGGGCAAAAUGCCCUACCCUCGACCAGGCACAUGUCCCGGGGGGACCUUCACCCCGUCCAUGAAGUCAACCAAGGACUACCCUGACGAAGUGAUCAACUUCAUGCGGGCACACCCGCUGAUGUACCACGCUGUGUACCCCACCCACCGCCAGCCGCUGGUGGUCCGCACCAACGUCAACUACCGCUUCACCACGGUGGCCGUCGACCAGGUGGAUGCAGCAGACGGGCGCUAUGAGGUGCUUUUCCUGGGCACAGAUCGGGGUACUGUGCAGAAGGUCAUAGUGCUCCCCCGGGAUGACAUGGAGACAGAAGAGCUCAUGCUGGAGGAGAUCGAGGUGUUCAAGGUGCCAGCACCCAUCAAGACAAUGACCAUCUCCUCCAAGAGGCAACAGCUGUACGUGUCCUCAGCUGUAGGCGUGACCCACCUGGCCCUGCACCGCUGUGACGUCUACGGGGAAGCCUGUGCUGACUGCUGCCUGGCCCGGGACCCCUACUGCGCCUGGGACGGCAGCGCCUGCACCCGCUACUCUGCCUCCUCCAAGAGGAGGAGCCGGCGGCAGGAUGUCCGACAUGGCAACCCCAUCCGCCAGUGCCGAGGAUACAACUCCAACGCUAACAAGAACGCAGUGGAGGCUGUGCAGUACGGAGUGGAGGGCAGCACCGCCUUCCUGGAAUGCCAGCCCCGCUCACCCCAGGCCAGCGUCAAGUGGCUGCUGCAGAAGGACAACAGCGACCGUCGGAAAGAGCUGCGGGUGGAGGGCCGAGUGCUGCGGACGGAGCAGGGCUUGCUGCUGCGUGCCCUCCAGCUGACUGACAGCGGCCUCUACUCCUGCACUGCCACCGAGAACAACUUCAAGCACACGGUGACCAAGGUGCAGCUCCGCGUCCUCAGCAGCCGUGCUGUCCACGCCGUGCUGGUCCAGGCAGAGACCCCCCCAGGCCUGCCGGGUGCUCCCACUCCCCGCUACCAGGACCUGCUCCAGCUCCUCACCCAGCCUGAAAUGGGACUCCUGGACCAGUACUGCCAGGGCUACUGGCGGCACACGGCCGCUAGCCCCCCUCAGCCGCUGGCUGGCCUCAAAGCCAAGGAGCAGCAGGACCAGAAGAAGCCUCGAAAUCGCCGGAAUCACCAGCCAGAGACCUAUGGGCAUACAUGAAACCAUCAUCAGGGACUUUGCUAGCACAAUGGUCUAUUUUUCCUCCCUUUUAAUAUUAAAAAUAUCUAUAAAUAAAUAUAUAUAUAUAUGCACACACACACAUCCACACACACGCAGACACGGGUGCCCCCCCACCCAUGGGUAUUUAUUUGGAGGUUGUACAUAGUCACUGGGGUGAUGUGACACCUGGCCCAGGGCAGGAGCAGGGCCCUGAGGUGGCAUCACUGUCUUCUUCACUGACUCAGGACCUCAGGACUCUGACAUGAGGGGACCAUGGGCACCAUGGUUGGGGUACAGUGCUGUGCUGAGGGCUGGGGGGGACAAGGGAGGGAGAGAGGUAUCAUUGAACAAGUUCUGCCCUCUGCAAGCUCUGCAGGGUCCUCACAGCAUUAUGUCUCAGUUCCCCUACCUAGUUAUUUAGCAUUGAGUGGGGAAAGGGGGCCAUGGGGACAGGAUACACUGCCCUGUCCCCUCCCUGGGGGCUUGGCGUGGAGUGGGACAGGAUUCUUGAAGCAGGACCCAAGUUUUCAGGCUACAGUGAAGGUUUGUCCAGGGUGUUUGGGUGGGGAAGGGAAAGAGAAGCAGCCAUGCUGGGGUAGGACCUUGAGCAGGUGCUGGCACCAGCAUCCAUGGGCACCUAACCCAUCAGCCAUUCCCUCAGGGUACCCCAGAAGGUGGCAGGGGGUUGUAAAUAGUUGUACAUGGGGAGCACAGGGGCAGGGGCCACCCCCAAAUAAACACUGGCUUUGGGAUGGA